CCGGAAGGCCGGAGCCGGUAUGGGUGUCCCGCGGCAUCGCUCCCCUCGCUCGCUCCGCCUCGGCUCCUGUGGUUCCGCCUGCCUGCUUGUGGCUCAGCGCGCCCGGCCUGCUCUCCGCUGCCUGCCGGGAUCUCUUAGUCUGAACCCGGGUGUGUUCGCACCACUAGAGGCACACUAAAAAUAAUCCCUCUAAGAAUGAAAUAUGACUGAUGACUCUCAGAGAAACUUUCGCUCAGUCUAUUAUGAGAAAGUUGGGUUUCGUGGAGUUGAAGAAAAGAAAUCACUGGAAAUCCUCCUGAAGGAUGACCCUUUGGACAUUGAGAAGCUUUGCACCUUCAGCCAGAGGUUCCCUCUCCCAUCCAUGUACCGUGCAUUGGUAUGGAAGGUGCUUCUAGGAAUCUUGCCUCCACACCAUGACUCUCAUGCCCAGGUGAUGGCCUAUCGCAAAGAUCAGUACUCUGAUGUCCUUCAUGCCCUGACAGUAGUCCACUUCAUCAAUGAUGCCACCCCUCCUGUUGAAGUGUAUCUUCGCAUGCAUCAGCUUGAGUCUGGGAAGUUGCCUCGAAGUCCCGCUUUCCCGCUGGAGCCAGAGGAUGAAGUCUUUCUUGCCAUCGCCAAAGCCAUGGAAGAGAUGGUGGAGGAUAGCGUUGACUGUUACUGGAUCACCCGCUGCUUCGUGAAGCAGUUACAUAGCAAGUUCCGGGAUUCUUUACCUCAGCUGCCCAAGGCUUUUGAGCAGUACUUGAAUCUGGAAGAUGGUAGGCUGCUGAGUCACCUGAAGACAUGUUCCGCGGUGUCCAAACUUCCUUAUGAUCUCUGGUUCAAAAGGUGCUUCGCAGGAUGCCUGCCUGAGUCCAGUUUACAGAGGGUCUGGGAUAAAGUUGUCAGUGGGUCCUGUAAGAUCCUGGUGUUUGUGGCCGUAGAAAUAUUGUUAACCUUUAAAAUAAAAGUUAUGGCAUUGAACAGUGCGGAGAAGAUAACAGAGUUCCUGGAAAACAUCCCUCAGGACAGUUCGGACGCUAUUGUGAGCAAGGCCAUCGACUUGUGGCACAAACACUGUGGGACCCCGGUCCAUUCAGCCUGACAACUUGUGACUUGGAGGGCAGUCUGCAGGCACGCCCUGAGCACUUUGUCCAUGUCUGCCCGUCUCCUGUUUAGAAAUGGGAAUCUUGCUGUGGUGCUCCAAGUGCAGUCCCCACCCCUCUCAGUAAAAUAAUUCAAUCACAGUGCCCGGGGCAGCCGGGCUGUGCAGCAGCAUCUCUUGGUGAUACCGACACACACGUCUCUGGGAUGGUAUUUUAAAGUGUGGUUAGGAAAUCCUCCUGGUCCUUAGGCAGCUCAGUUUAGGUGCAGCCUGAGUAUGCUAGUGAAAGGUACAUGAAGCCCUGCCCGCCUGUAGUGAGACCAGCGCAGUAACAGCUCUGCCUGACCUGAAACUCUGUAGACCAGGCUGUUCUCGAACUCACAGAGAUAUGCCUCCCACUGCCUCCCAAGUUCUGGAACGAAAGGUGUGCCCCACCACCACCCGGCAAAUAACUUUUUGUUGUUUUUCGAGACAGGGUUCUUUGUGUAGCCUGGGUUGGCCUUGAACUCAGAGAUCCUUCUGCCUCUGCCUCCCAUGUGCCGGGAUUAAAGGUGUGCACCACCGCCGCCCAGUUA
Messenger RNA from Phodopus roborovskii (desert hamster), 1659 nucleotides. RefSeq names its product TBC1 domain family member 7 (gene Tbc1d7). The transcript has 8 exons. Gene Ontology annotation, biological process: negative regulation of TOR signaling; activation of GTPase activity. Gene Ontology annotation, molecular function: GTPase activator activity. The record is from RefSeq and is a predicted model, not a curated record. Lineage: Eukaryota; Metazoa; Chordata; Mammalia; Rodentia; Cricetidae. Bases 203 to 1084 code for a protein of 293 amino acids.